CCGGGCCUCUUUUUCGUGGCGUCUCCUAGGCGGUCGGCUGUGUCAAGAUGAAGCUGAAUAUCUCCUUCCCUGCCACCGGCUGUCAGAAGCUCAUUGAAGUGGAUGAUGAGCGCAAGCUUCGAACAUUCUAUGAGAAGCGGAUGGCCACGGAAGUAGCUGCUGAUGCUCUGGGUGAAGAGUGGAAGGGUUAUGUGGUCCGGAUCAGUGGUGGGAACGACAAACAAGGGUUUCCCAUGAAGCAGGGCGUUUUGACCCAUGGCAGAGUGCGCCUGCUCUUGAGUAAGGGGCAUUCUUGUUAUAGACCAAGGAGAACUGGAGAGAGGAAGCGCAAGUCUGUUCGUGGAUGCAUUGUGGAUGCCAACCUGAGUGUUCUCAACUUGGUUAUUGUAAAAAAAGGAGAGAAGGAUAUUCCUGGACUGACAGACACUACUGUGCCUCGCCGGCUGGGACCUAAGAGAGCUAGCAGAAUCCGAAAACUCUUCAAUCUCUCUAAGGAAGACGACGUCCGCCAAUACGUAGUCAGAAAGCCCUUGAACAAGGAAGGUAAGAAGCCCAGGACCAAAGCACCCAAGAUUCAGCGUCUUGUCACUCCCCGUGUCCUGCAACACAAACGCCGACGCAUAGCUCUGAAGAAACAGCGUACUAAGAAAAACAAGGAGGAGGCUGCAGAAUACGCUAAACUUUUGGCUAAGAGAAUGAAGGAAGCCAAAGAAAAACGCCAGGAACAGAUUGCCAAGAGACGAAGGCUGUCCUCGCUGAGAGCUUCUACUUCUAAGUCUGAGUCCAGUCAAAAAUAAGUCUUUAAGAGUAACAAAUAAAUGAUCAUGCCUUGAAUCUC
Molecule: messenger RNA, 838 nt
Organism: Acomys russatus (golden spiny mouse)
Lineage: Eukaryota; Metazoa; Chordata; Mammalia; Rodentia; Muridae
Gene: Rps6
Product: ribosomal protein S6
Exons: 6
Coding region: 48-797 (249 amino acids)
Biological process (GO): translation
Cellular component (GO): ribosome
Molecular function (GO): structural constituent of ribosome
Source: RefSeq, a predicted model, not a curated record